AUGUUUCUGCCCAUCCUCUUUCUAAUACUCAGCCUUGGCUGCGUAAUCCCGGACAGUCCCUUUCAAAAUAUGUUCGAUAGCCUAAGUUUCCUGUUUCUGUACGGCAAUCGUUCGUCCCGAGUGCCGGAUACGGUAUCAUUCCGACCGAGCUAUGAUUUCAUCAUUAUCGGUGCCGGUUCCGGUGGAUCCGUGAUGGCUAAUCGUCUUAGUGAAAACGGAAACUGGACAGUGCUGCUGUUGGAGGCUGGCAACGAGGAAAACUUGGUCGUCAACGUACCGUUAACUGCAGGACUUACCACAGCUACGAGAUUCAGCUGGGGUUACCGAGCGGAUCCAAUGAAGAAUGCAUGCUUAGGCUUAGAAAACGGUGUCUGCUACUGGCCAAAAGGGCGAGGACUGGGAGGUACCAGCUUGAUCAAUUUUCUCUUAUACGGUAGAGGACACAAGCGAGAUUACGAUGAAUGGGAACAAGCAGGAAACUAUGGCUGGGGUUACAAAGACGUAGUCAAGUAUUUCCAGAAAACUGAAAAGAUCAAAGGACAGAAAUCGAACCCGAAAGGUUAUUUGAACAUCGAGCAGAGUUCGUUUGAAACUCCUAUGCUGCGAUGUUUCAUUGAAGCUGGAGAAGCUUUAGGCUAUCGUGAAAUUGACCCAAAUGAAAAAAUUCAACUUGGUUUCUACAAAGCAAUAGCGACUAUGGUUAAUGGCGAGCGCUGCAGUGCAUCCCGAGCUUAUCUUCGUCCAGUUGCACAUCGUCAAAAUCUGCACAUUUCAAUGAAAUCCUGGGUAACAAAAAUUCUUAUUGAUCCAGAGUCCAAAGCAGCCUAUGGCGUUGAGUUUAUGAAGAAUAAACAACGCUACCAAAUUAAAGCAACGAAAGAAGUGAUACUUUCAGCGGGAGCAAUAGCAUCUCCGCAGUUAUUGAUGCUAUCCGGAAUAGGUCCUAAAGAGCAUUUAGAUUCUUUCUCGAUUCCUACAGUAAUGGACUUAAGAGUUGGAUACAAUUUGCAAGACCACAGUACUCUUUCCGGAUUAGUAUUCACUGUCAACAAACCUGUUACGAUAAGAGAACAGGAUAUGCGACGACCAGAAAAUUUUCUGAAUUAUAUGUUCAACCGCAAGGGACCAUUUACCGUUCCCGGAGGAGCUGAGGGAAUUGCAUUUGUUAAAACGAACAACUCAGACCUACCUGAGGACUAUCCUGAUAUGGAACUUGUACUUGGAACUGGAGCAGUCAACAACGAUGUAUCCGGUUCGCUGCGGCACACUUUCGGGAUAACCCAGGAAUUCUACAGUAAAACCUACGGAUCAGUCAGAGGGGUACAUGCUUUUGGCAUAGCACCAGUACUGAUGCGUCCACGAAGUCGUGGACGCCUGUAUCUGAAGAGCAAAAACCCUUUCAAUUGGCCACACAUGGAGGGCAACUUUUUCGAUCACCCGAAGGAUAUGUCCACGAUGAUCGAAGGUAUUAAACUAGCGGUACGAAUAGGCGAAUCGAAAAGUUUUGCUCCGUUUGGGGCCAAACUGUUGGCAACACCGUUUUAUGGCUGUGAACAUGAACGGUUUCGCAGUGAUGAUUAUUGGAGGUGCUGCGUUCGGCAAAUAGGUGCCAGCAUACAGCAUCAGUCCGGCACCUGCAAAAUGGGUCCUAUCACUGAUCGCGACUCGGUCGUCAAUCCAGAACUUCAGGUACAUGGAAUAAAAAACCUUCGAGUGGUGGAUGCAUCGAUAAUGCCAUUCUUACCAGCGGCGCAUACUAACGGUGUCGUGUAUAUGAUCGGUGAAAAGGCCGCUGAUAUGGUGAAAAAGUAUUGGGCGAACAACAUCGAAAACCAUUGA
This is a messenger RNA of Sabethes cyaneus, 1839 nucleotides long. RefSeq names its product glucose dehydrogenase [FAD, quinone]-like. The transcript is spliced from 3 exons. The record is from RefSeq and is a predicted model, not a curated record. NCBI's taxonomy places the organism in Eukaryota, Metazoa, Arthropoda, Insecta, Diptera, Culicidae. The coding region runs from base 1 to 1839 and encodes 612 amino acids. Gene Ontology annotation, molecular function: oxidoreductase activity, acting on CH-OH group of donors; flavin adenine dinucleotide binding.